This is a messenger RNA of Sycon ciliatum, 3165 nucleotides long. RefSeq names its product cysteine-rich, acidic integral membrane protein-like. Bases 25 to 3093 code for a protein of 1022 amino acids. NCBI's taxonomy places the organism in Eukaryota, Metazoa, Porifera, Calcarea, Leucosolenida, Sycettidae. The transcript has a single exon. The record is from RefSeq and is a predicted model, not a curated record.
CCCAGUACAAGAUCUCAGAAUCCGAUGGGAAAUAAAAACAAUUCUAGUAAUUUUAUGCCCCGCGACCAUUGGGAAACCCCUCCGGCGCAGGGACGGCCCAAGGUACAGGUGUUCGUGACUGUCGCGGCAUCAAGAGCUACCAGCAAGCCGAAUGUGGAAGUGUCGGUGACCACAAAGGUGAGGAUUUCGAGCGGAACGGCCUCAACACCGAACGAGGAAACCUCCAGAGAGGGAUCCCAGGACGACUACGAGGAAACCUCCAGUGAGGGAUCCCAGGACGACUACGAGGAAACCUCCAGUGAGGGAUCCCAGGACGACUACGAGGAAACCUCCAGAGAGGGAUCCCAGGACGAUUACGAGGAAACCUCCAGAGAGGGAUCCCAGGACGACUACGAGGAAACCUCCAGAGAGGGAUCCCAGGACGACUACGAGGACAACUCCGGAGAGGGAUGCCAGCAGGACUACGAGGAAACCUCCGGAGAGGAACCCCUCCAGUACUAUCAGGCAAUCUGCGGAGAGGGAGCCCAGGACGACUAUGAGCAAACUUCCGGAGAUGAAUCCCAACAGAAUUACGAGGAUACCUACCUUGACGGAUCCCAGGACGACUACGAGCAAACCUCCGGAGAGGGACCCCUGCAGAACUAUCAGGUAAUGUGCGGAGAGGGAGCCCAGGAGGACUACGGGGACACCUCUGUAGAUGGAUCCCAAGAGAAUUACGAGGAUACCUCGCUGGGGGGAUCCCAAGAGGACACCUCUGUAGACGGAUCCCAAGAGGAUUAUGAGGACACCUCCGUAGACGGAUCCCAAGAGGAUUACCAGGAUAUCUCUCUGGGCGGAUCACAAGAGGAUUACGAGGAUGCCUUAUUGGACGAAUCACAAGAGGACUGCGAGGGCACCUCCGUAGACGGAUCCCAAGAGGACUGCGAGGACACCUCCGUAGACGGAUCCCAAGAUGACUGCGAGGACACCUCCGUAGACGGAUCCCAAGAGGACUGCGAGGACACCUCCGCAGACGGAUCCCAAGAUGACUGCGAGGACACCUCCGUAGACGGAUCCCAAGAGGACUGCGAGGACACCUCCGUAGAAGGAUCCCAAGAGGAUUAUGAGGACACCUCCGUAAACGGAUCCCAAGAGGACUGCGAGGAUACCUCCGUAGACGGAUCCCAAGAGAAUUGUGAGGACGCCUCCGUAGACGGAUCCCAAGAGGAUCACCAGGAUAUCUCCCUGGGCGGAUCACAAGAGGAUUACGAGGAUGCCUUAUUAGACGAAUCCCAAGAGGAUUACGAGGACACCUCAGUAGAAGGAUCCCAAGAGGAUUAUGAGGACACCUCCGUAGAAGGAUCCCAAGAGGACUGCGAGGACACCUCUGUAGACGGAUCCCAAGAGGACUGCGAGGACACCUCCGUAGACGGAUCCCAAGAGGAUAAUGAGGACACCUCCGUAGACGGAUCCCAAGAGGACUGCGAGGACACCUCCGUAGACGGAUCCCAAGAGGACUGCGAGGACACCUCCGUAGACGAAUCAAAAGAAGACUGCGAGGACACCUCCGUAGACGAAUCCCAAGAAGACUGCGAGGACACCUCCGUAGACGAAUCCCAAGAGGACUGCGAGGACACCUCCGUAGACGAAUCCCAAGAGGACUGCGAGGAAACCUCCGUAGACGAAUCCCAAGAGAACUGCGAGGACACCUCCGUAGACGAAUCCCAAGAGGACUGCGAGGACACCUCCGUAGACGAAUCCCAAGAGGACUGCGAGGACACCUCCGUAGACGAAUCCCAAGAGGACUGCGAGGACACCUCCGUAGACGAAUCCCAAGAGGACUGCGAGGACACCUCCGUAGACGAAUCCCAAGAGGACUGCGAUGACACCUCCGUAGACGGAUCCCAAGAUGACUGCGAGGACACCUCCGUAGACGGAUCCCAAGAGGAGAACAUGGAAACCUCCGUAGACGGAUCCCAAGAGAAGGACGACAAAACCUUCGAAUACAGAAUCCAUAAAUGCAAAUCCAAUGGAGAAGGAUCCCAAGAGAAGUACGACAAAACCUUCGAAGACAGAAUCCAAGAGCACAUCGAGGACACCAUGGAAGACGGAUCCCGAAAGGACUACGAGGAAACCUCCGUGGCCGGGUCUCAGGAGCAGGAAGGAGAUGUAUGCGAAAGUGUCGGAGCAGUUGAGGAUAACAAUAAGUGUGAAGAUAACUGUGAAGAUGGGCUUCCGAUGGCAUACGUCCAGCCGCCAAUGCGUGCGAAAGUGCGGAUGCUGCAGGCACAGUCGUCAUAUUCCAGCACAGUCUCCUCUGCGUCGGACGGAUCCUCGUGUGCAGCAGCCCCAGCGACAUCGACGGACAAUGAGUGCGCGACAUCACCCAGCGUAAAUUCGUCGUCUGAUGAAUACUAUACUGCGCCGACCACCGCGUCCACAUCCAACGCGUCAGGAGACGUGUGCACGGAAUCCACCUCCACGGCAACGUCAUCUGAUGAUGACAAUAACAUCGAGCCACCGUCUGCAUUGUCUCCUCCUGUUCCAGACUUCAAGCUCUACUGGCUGGACAGCAAUGGACAGUUGGUUUUCCACCCGAAACUGGCUGCGGUCCUCACGCCAAUCGACUCCUACGACACUGCCUCCACCUCGCCCGAUUUCUUGCAAGAAGUCGACGGACAGUUGGUGUUCGAUCCCAGGCUUGCUUCCGUGCUGUCGCCCAGUGCGAGUUUGAAAUCGGUUUAUCCCAACUGCAACCCAUUGCUGAUACAGGUACUGGAUGAGAUCUACCUACGGUUCUUGCGUUUCGGUAUCAACGGCAUUCUGGGUUUCCUGGAAUACAAUGACGGAGAGGAGGCCUUCACCAUAUUAUCGUCAGAGCAUGUCAGGAUGUUCGUGUUCGGAUUGCUGUUCGGAUUCUUGCUGAGCGAUGGUGGGAUGCGGGCCGCCCUGCCACAGCAUGCUUCACAGUACCCUGUGCAGAUCUGUAAUGAGACCAUCAACAUCCCGAUGAUAGAGCAAGUCAGCCAAUAUCCUAUCGGAACGUCCGUUUGUGGAGAAGACAUUGCAAAUAGCGAUCCCCAUGAUGAGGAUGAAGAGUCGGACAAACAAUAGGGUGUCUUCCUCCGGAGAGGUUAGAAGCAAGCAGGUCUUUGCUGCGCCGCUCCUUGAUUUUCACGCUAUGCG